Molecule: messenger RNA, 4327 nt
Organism: Xyrauchen texanus (razorback sucker)
Lineage: Eukaryota; Metazoa; Chordata; Actinopteri; Cypriniformes; Catostomidae
Product: TBC1 domain family member 25-like
Exons: 7
Coding region: 137-2770 (877 amino acids)
Biological process (GO): activation of GTPase activity; regulation of autophagosome maturation
Cellular component (GO): autophagosome
Molecular function (GO): GTPase activator activity
Source: RefSeq, a predicted model, not a curated record
UGUCACCGUACCUGCCGAAGCAGUAACAGAAGGGAAAACGGGUACCCGCAUCCAUUGUUAUUUAUUUCACUUUAUCUCCUGGAUGACGACAACUCCUCUCUGAACAGGACCCCCCCACCAAAGCGGACUACCCACCAUGUCGGCUGAGGAGGAGAGGGGGGUAGUUCGUGUCAAAGUCAAGAAGUGUGAAGGAGUGAUGCCAGUGGAGUUCCGCUCUUUUGCCGUUGAUCCUCAGAUAACCUCAUUAGAGGUGUUGCAGCAUAUCCUAAUUCGCGCCUUUGAGCUAAAUGGGAAACGAAAUUUUGGGAUUAGUUACCUGUCUCGUGACCACGGAGGUGUGGAGGUCUAUGUAUCUCUGCUGUCUGACUGGGAUUUAGAUGCAGCAUUUGUCAGUGCAGCAAAGCCUUUUCUCCAGCUCAAGAUGGACAUCAAAACAUCAGAAGACAGUCCUAUACUUGAGGAUUGGGACAUAAUCAGCCCGAAGGAUGUAAUUGGUUCUGACCAGCUGCAGGGAGAGAAGAGAUCGCUGGCGUUUGCUGCACUUCCCUUUACACAGUCGCUGCUAUCCCAGGUGGGUCGUACACUAUCACGGGUGCAGCAGGCCUUAAGCUGGUCCUAUGGGGAAGAGGUGAAACCAUUCAAGCCCCCUUUAAGUGAUGCUGAAUUCCACAGUUACCUGAACAUUCAAGGUCAGCUGACACGACCAGAAGAACUUAGACUUCGUAUCUAUCAUGGAGGGGUUGAGCCAUCCUUACGCAAGGUUGUAUGGCGGUAUCUCCUUAAUGUGUAUCCAGAUGGUCUGACAGGGCAAGAGAGAAUGGACUACAUGAAGAGGAAGACAAGGGAGUACGACCAGCUGAAAAGCGAGUGGAAGGCACGUGUCAGCUCCGAGGAUUUGGAGUUCAUCCGGGGAAAUGUUUUGAAGGAUGUUCUUAGAACGGACCGAGCGCAUCCUUACUAUGCGGGCUCAGAGGACAGCCCACAUCUCACAGCCUUGACAGACAUCCUCACCACUUUUGCUAUUACACAUCCACAGGUGUCUUAUUGCCAAGGCAUGAGUGAUAUUGCCUCGCCAAUUCUCGCCGUCAUGGACAACGAAGCUCACGCAUUCAUCUGCUUCUGUGGCAUUAUGAAACGUCUUGAGGGCAACUUCCGCCCUGAUGGACAACUCAUGUCCAUCAAAUUCCAGCAUCUCAAGUUGCUACUACAGUAUUCAGACCCUGAGUUUUAUGCCUACCUUGUCUCUAAAGGUGCAGAUGACCUGUUUUUCUGUUACCGCUGGUUACUUCUGGAGCUGAAGCGGGAGUUUGCUUUUGAUGAUGCUCUACGAAUGCUAGAGGUCACCUGGAGCUCUUUGCCACCUGACCCACCUGAGACAGAGGUGGAGCUUCUUGGGCCACCGCUUGAAAGAGAUCAGUGCACCAGUUCGCAGAAUGUUCCUCAGAAUUUGGAAAUGGAUGAGAUGGAGGCAGGAAUGGAACAGGCUGAAAGGCAGAGGAGACGCCACAUGCUCAGACCAUCUCGAGAAGAGGCAGAUGGAGGGCAUCAACUGGGUAUAGAAGAGGAGAAAGGGUCCCGGAGGGAAGCCGAGGGAGAGUAUAGUAUGGAUAAUGUGGUCAAGAGUAAUGUGACAACUCCAGCUCCCCCCUUCGAGAAACAGGCCAGUUUUGGAGACUUUAAGUACUAUAGCAGUCGUAACAAGUAUAGUUUUGAGGUGAAUGAGAAUGACUGCUCUGAUCCCAUAUUAUCUCAAGAGCAGUUUGAGUCUGCACACUCCACAUUGCCAUUCUCGGUCUGUCAGUCCACAGAGGAAAGUGAGGGGGACCCUGGAGAGAAAGAACCUAUUAUCAGCAGUAAUUACACACAGUCAUCUCCAGGGCAGAGAGACUCUCCAAAUGGACAGGCAGCUUCUCCAGAAUCAUCUCAUCCUUCCGGUCUGCCAAACUGGAAAACUAGCUCCACUCAGUCACUGGAUGCAUCUAAUUCUCCAUCCAGCUGGAGAACAGCAUCUCCUGAUGUCUUAUCUAAAUGCAUAUCCUCAUCAUCAUGCGGGGACAAAACAGUGUCUCCUGAUAAAGCAUCUGGUGGUUUUGCAUCCUCACAAGUAGUAUUAAAUGGAACUGGUAGUCAGUCCCCAUCAGUGGUCCCAGGGAAAUCAUUACUGGCAUCUCCAUCAUGUUAUAAUGGUUCGCUUCUCUCUUCCCCGGUUUUAACUUUCGGCAAGUCACCGUCUUUGUCCAAACCAUUCUCCAGCAAUCUCUCCUCACCAUGCAAACCCACUGGGACUGACACAAGCUCUCCAAACACGAACAAACCAGAAGGAGGUGGAAUUAAACCAUGCUCGCUUCCCCCUCCACAAGAGUUUGGGAAAGGGAAUCCCUUUAUGCUAUUCCUUUCUCUCUCUAUCCUACUGGAGCACCGUGAUCACAUUGUUAAAAACAGCCUAGAUUAUAAUGAGCUGGCCAUGCACUUUGACCGCCUGGUCCGUCGCCACAACCUCGGGCGUAUUCUGCAGCGAGCUAAAUCCCUCUUCGCAGACUACCUGCUGAGUGAGGUAUGGGACUCGGAGGAAGGAGACGAGGUCAGCAUGGACUCCCCGACUACAGCUGCAGUAUCUCCCCAGACGCCCACCACUAGAGCCCCUUUCCUCAAUGUACAGCCCUCUCAGGGUACCUUCCUGAAUUCCACCUAUAAUCUGGCUAAUACCAUUCCCUCCCCUACAACUCCCAUAGUUUCUCUCCCUCAGCUUCCUGAUUCUGUGCACUGGUAGUUUAUCUCCAGCAACCAACUCCAACCACAAACAGACACAGAGUCAUAAUAGACGUUUUACCAUAAUCUGUCGAGUCACAGCAACUUUUGUGCUCUACACAUGCUUUAUGGAACUUGCUUUAUGUUUAAAACCAAAGCUGGGUUACUUUCUUAUUUUCUUUUUUGCCUUAUCUUACCCUCCUUUUCAUCAUACUGUAUAAUUUUUAUUGCACUUUAUAGUUUGUCCUGUGAAAGGAACAGGCCUGUUUGUGUCUCAUUUCUCUUUGUAAAUAACACUUCGGCACUGCACAUUAUGAACACAUAAAACCUCUUUAUACUAGCCACACUUAUCUGAGACAAAGUAACAAAUGUAUGCUGUUAUUUAUUUGUGUGUGUGCAAUCUUGAUUUUUAAUGAACAUGAUCUCAUUGACUUUUUAUGAGGUUAUCAUGGCUGUUAUGGCAGGAAGGAGAAUUUUUACUCAAGUAAAGGUUUUAAAACCCCCUCGGAAAUUAAUUCAAAACAUUGUUUGAAAUAUUGCCAGCAGCGAAUGUGUAUUUGGUAUCAUGAUAAUUGUCCAGUGUGCUUUAUGAAAACCUUAAGCCUUGACCUUUGUUUGUACAAAACAUUUGACCCGAUCAUUUGACUUUCAGUGUGAGAUGAAGGUGCUGACGCGUUAUCUAGUUUCCCAUCAAUGUGAAACCUUCAAGUGAAGUAGGACUUUUUGAGAGUAGGUUACAUUCAGUAUCAAUCUUGAAUUGCUGUUAGGACUGUCCUCUUCUCUAGUGUAGAACAGCUGUUUUACAUGUAAGCUGUAGACCUAUGGUAAAGCACCAAUCCUACUAGGGUAAACAUAUUUUAGAUAUUUCCCUUCAGUCCUGCAUUUAUACAUUUUAAGUCUCUUGCAGCCUAAUAAAGUUGAGGUUAAUGUACUGUACAUGAACUGACAGUACUUUUAACACUGUUGUGAACAAUGGAUGUUGAUUUGGUUUCACUUAUCCUCGCCUUUGUGGGAAAAGUGCCUAAUUUCAGUAAAUUGACCAUUUUUGUCUCUUAUUUCUUUAUGUAUAUAUCAUUUAAUUGUGUUAAUAUAUCAUCCACCAAAGGCUUGUCUGUUCAUUCUUUGCUAUAGUGACUUUGCUGUUUUUUUUUUUUUAAUAAGCAGGGAUCCUCCUUGACUGUUGCCUCCUUGACAGCAGAGUAUUAUAAGUGUUUGAAGCCUUUAGAAGAUUGCCGUUCGAAGGAAUCUUGCAACUCUGCACUUGUUCUUUAUGUCUUAAUACCAAGUGUUCUUUUCCCCUUUUUUCUUAUAAGUGCUAAAAUUAUAAUUAAUCUGCACAUGGACCAAAAAAGGAUUUCCCUGGAAAGUGCAACAGUUACGAGUUCAUCUCAUGAGCGUUAUGUUUAAAACAUAUAUGGUGUAUGAUACUAUGAUUUUGUUUGGUUAUUAAUGAUAGUAUUCCUUACUCAUACCUCUGGAGAGAUUUACUGAAUUGAAUGCUUGCAAUACUCCAACUUUGUACAAUAAAUUCACUAAAUAUUGAUGGUCUUUGAUAAAUCACUCUUCAUUUAUAAACCUU